Molecule: messenger RNA, 1682 nt
Organism: Didymodactylos carnosus
Lineage: Eukaryota; Metazoa; Rotifera; Eurotatoria; Philodinida; Philodinidae
Source: the annotation of a GenBank genome assembly
AUGGAUUAUGAUUUCCAUUUUGCGGACUUUCGCUUAAAAUAUCAUUCGGAGGAUGCCAUUAACUGGUAUGUACGAGACACGUUUGUAUUCCGUUCAUUAAAUAAGAUACUUCGUACAGACAACAUCGAUGAUAUUUUGAUAGCAAGUUUCUUCGUGGUCGAUUUGUAUAAUCAGAUCGAUAAGUUACAUGACGAUUUCACCGCAUCCUUACCAGUAACGAAAACAACGCUGACCGUGUAUAGAGGUCAAAUAAUGAGUUGUGAAGAAGUGAAUGUACUCAGGUCUCAAAUCGGUGGUUGUAUCUUCGCUAAAACAUAUUUGUCGACAACAACCGAUCCUAGUGUCGCUUACAAAUUUUGCGGAAUAGACAUUGAUUUACCAGAAGACAUGUCUAUUGAAGAACAUGGAUCACUUGCAGAAUUCAAUGCUUAUGUGAACCUCACAAAAGAAAAUGUAAAAGAGUCUGACGAUAAUUCACCUAAAAAAAUUAAAAUAAAUGAUUAUUCAAAUAAUAUUGUAAAUGAUAAUACAACCAUUAUAAAUGCAGCUUCAAAUACUGAACCAUCAUCUGGUAUUCAAUCGAAUAUUAAUGAAAAUUGUUCAUUAUCCACAACAAGAAUAACAACAACAAAUGACGAUAAAAAACGUACAUAUCAAAAAUGGUAUUCAAAAGACUAUAAGUGGCUUGUAUAUGAACCAAAUAACGAUGGAUUUUGUUGUAUAUGUCGUGAUUACUGGAAACCAACAAUACCAUCCUAUUCUGAGAUGAAUACAAGAACUAGAGGUGUUUUUACUAUACAACCGUUUGUCAAUUGGAAAUGUGCACCUGGACGAAGAUCAGUAGCACAACAAUUAUUUAAUGUUAAUGAAUUAGAACGUCAAGAAAAUCGUCAUAGAUUUGGUGAUUUAUUAGAUGGCGCAUAUUUUUUAUUUAAACAUGAACUUCCACAUACAACAUUAUAUGCACCAUUACUGGAAUUAUUAUCAAAAAUUGAUCAUACUAAAAAAUUAUCAACAGUUUUCGAUAAAUGUCAAAAGAAUGCCACCUAUGAUAGCACAACAACAGUAACAGAAUUAUUGCAAUCAACAAGUGAAGUAAUAGAUAAACAGGUUUUAACAAAAAUUCGUGAAUCAAGAAUUAUUUCAAUUAUGGCCGAUGAAGGCACAGAUAUAAAUCACUAUCAAAACUUAUCAAUUUGUAUACGUUAUUGUAAUCAAGAUACAGAUGCACAAACAAUAUUUGAUACCAUUGUUAAAGAAUUAAAAUCUAAAAAUAUUGAUAUGACAAAAAUUCGUUUUACUGGUUUUGAUGGUGCAUCAGUUUUUAGUGAAGAAUGUAAUGGUGUAUCAGCAAAAUUUCGACAAAUAUAUUCAAAUUCAAUAUUAUUUAUUCAUUGUCGUGCUCAUAUAUUACAAUUAUGUUUAUUAUCAGCGUGUGAAGAUAUACCUGAAGUACAAGAAAGUUUAUUAGCAUUGAAAUCAUUAUUCAAUUUUAUUAAUCGGUCAUCAACUAGAUUAGCACGUUUUAAUGAUAUUCAAACAUUAUUAAAACAUCCACAAUUAAAAUUAAUUCAACCUGGUGAUACACGAUGGCUAUCAUAUUCUCGUUCUAUUAAUGCUGUUAUUCGUUGUUAUGAACCACUAAUGAUAACAUUGGAACAUAUAGCUAAUGAAAGAGGCGA